Penicillium subrubescens is the source of this 1932-nucleotide messenger RNA. RefSeq lists its product as uncharacterized. Gene Ontology annotation, cellular component: cytoplasm. The record is from RefSeq and is a predicted model, not a curated record. The coding region runs from base 1 to 1932 and encodes 643 amino acids. Gene Ontology annotation, molecular function: metal ion binding; heme binding; indoleamine 2,3-dioxygenase activity. The transcript is spliced from 3 exons. Gene Ontology annotation, biological process: 'de novo' NAD+ biosynthetic process from L-tryptophan. NCBI's taxonomy places the organism in Eukaryota, Fungi, Ascomycota, Eurotiomycetes, Eurotiales, Aspergillaceae.
AUGUUUUCUGUCGGCGCAUUACCCAUUCUACCAAUCGGUAAUUCCACUACCAUUUUUGGUUCUACCUACGAUUCCUCGUCACUUUGCGGCGUGUUCUUGGCUUUUCUCAUUACCUUCCUCUUCAUUUGUUUACAUUUAGCGACAGCGAAGACACCAGCUAUCUCACCUCCCUGUGAGAAAGUCAUUGAAGAGGCAGAGCGGACAAAUCGUCGCAAUGGACACGAAAAUGCGGGUUUCCUCUCCAAAGAGGCAGCAUUUAUGCCUCUCGAGACAAUGAAGGCAUUUCCACCUUCGCAUUCAGUAUGGGACCAACUUACUGCCGACCUACCUCGGUUGGUCCAGGCUCAGUCUGUCCGAAAAGCAGUUACUGAGAUGCCUUUGCUCGACGCAUCUUCAGAAGCUCUACCCGAAAUUUACCUCCAACGGGCCGCCAGCAUUCUAGGAAUGACGGCCCAUGUGUUUGUCCCCAUGGAAGGAAGCGAGCCUCUUACUUUGAAAUAUGACAGACACAGCGACAUACUGCCUCCGUCACUUGAGAUCCCGUGGACUAUUGUCUGUAAAAGACUUGGGCGACCAGGUCCAGCUUUAACUUACAUUGACGGAGUGGUAGCCAAUUUCACAUCAUCAGCUUUAUCACACAGUAGCGUGACGCUCGAGAACUUGGAGAUACUCAUUCCAACCGUUGGUACAAUAGAAGAGCGUACUUUCAUUGGAAUAAUGAUUGAAAUGAGUGCGAAGGCAAUACCGAUUCUACAUCAGAUCAUCGAGGCCCAAAGAUCAGUCUUGGCUCGUGAUUCCUCUUCGAUCAAAGACGCAAUACGAAGUCUACACCCUCUCUUGAAAGAUAUUACCAAAACUCUCGUUAAGCUCCACGCGAACAGGUCCCAGAGCUCGCAUAUUGAUCCUAUCUUAUGGACACUCACCGUGGCGAAUUUGGGGAUUCCUUGGGUGAAGGGUGUGGUUGGGGCGGCUGGUACAGCCCAUCCAUUCUUUCACAUGAUGGAUGAGUUUACCGGGCGAUCGGAGUACAAGAUGGGUAUUGGUAAAGAAGCUCAAAUUGUUCGGGCUAUGUAUCCUAUUCAUUGGCGCCAAUUUCUCGAAGCUAUCACGGAAGUUUCCGUCCCGAGAUAUGUUGCCGCUUCUGAUGAUCCGGAAUUGGUCGAACUCAUAAAGCACAACUCACAAGAGACCGGUUACUGGUUCUCGGCCAAAGAGGGUGUUUACGACACAAGCACAUUAAUGCAGAGGCAUCCAGGAGGAGAUACCGUGAUCGCAUUGUGUAGUGGUCAAGACAUCACAGACAGCUUGAAGGCCGUCGGCCAUUUGACGAAUCCUUCAACCCGCAGUAAAAUGGAGACAUAUCGAAUAGGGAGCCUGGAGAAACCAAAAUUCGACUCGUCAUCGGCAGUGCAAGCAGAAGACCUCUACAUGGCCGCCGUUGAUCUUGGCCAAAAGGCAGCCGAAAUGGAAAAUGUUUACCGGGUCAACUUCCAAUUAUUGGAUGGAAAACUCACCAUUUUGGAUGAGCCCGAGGUUCUCACACCUAAGAAGGCACGCCAUCUGCUUGAUGCAAAGAACCGGCUUCAGAAUGACCAUGUUCCGGUAUUAGUGAUGCUUGCGAAUUCCCUACUCGACAAUAUCGCUGGGUUGGACACAACGCUUGACCUGAGCAAUAUUCGUGCAGAAAUGGUCGGUCUUAUUGGGCCAGAAACGAGAUUGGCCACUGCCACUCGCUUUUUGGACUAUAAAAUGGCGGUGGAAACGCUGCAAAAAGACUUGGAUCGGCUGUCUGAAGUGAAAGAGCUCAUGGUCUUGGUACUUGAGACUCUCGAAAAGCCUUGCUUCGCAUACUCUGAGCCGAGUCAGCUUGAAUCAAUUGUGAACUUGUUGAGUCGAAUAACGAGUCAGUUUGUGCUGCUUGCUGGAAGAUGA